This is a messenger RNA of Dovyalis caffra, 240 nucleotides long. NCBI's taxonomy places the organism in Eukaryota, Viridiplantae, Streptophyta, Magnoliopsida, Malpighiales, Salicaceae. The record is from the annotation of a GenBank genome assembly.
AUGAAGACAUGCUCACGAGCACAAUCUCUUGAUCUAAUCAUGGAGCAUUCAAACCGUAUCUCUAUCAAGUUUGAUAGAAAGAACUAUCCUUUAUGGGAAUUUCGGUUUCGUGUGUUUGUUGAAAGGAAAGACCUCUUUGGAGUUCUUGAUGGUAAUAUACUUGAACCAACCGAUGCUCAAGAAAAAUCAAAUGAAAGACGAGAAAUGCUCGACUUAUCUCUUGGAUUCUCAAUUCCAUGA